AUGGCGUCGGCGACGCGACGCGGCGACGACGGCGCGGUGACGACGCGCGAUGCGGCGGCGGCGCGACGGUGCGCGGCGUGGAGACGCGCGCGCGCGCCGGGAUGGGCGCGAACGUACGCGAGCGGGACGUACCCGCCGCACGAGGUGAUUCCGUUUCCGUCGCUGUCGCCGACGAUGACGCGCGGCGGGAUCGCGAGCUGGAAAAAGGCGGAGGGCGAUCGAGUGGCGACCGGGGACAUUCUGGCGGAGGUGCAGACGGAUAAGGCGGUGAUGGAGAUGGAGUCCAUGGAGGAGGGGUACUUGGCGAAGAUUUUGGUGCCGAGCGGGGACGCGGACGACAUUCCGGUGGGGAAGGCGGUGUGCGUGAUGUGCGAAAACGAGGAGGAUGUGGCGGCGUUUAAGGAUUACGUCGCCGAGGAGACGGCGGAG
Ostreococcus lucimarinus CCE9901 is the source of this 429-nucleotide messenger RNA. RefSeq lists its product with no specific name. Gene Ontology annotation, biological process: pyruvate decarboxylation to acetyl-CoA. Gene Ontology annotation, molecular function: dihydrolipoyllysine-residue acetyltransferase activity. The record is from RefSeq and is a predicted model, not a curated record. Lineage: Eukaryota; Viridiplantae; Chlorophyta; Mamiellophyceae; Mamiellales; Bathycoccaceae. Gene Ontology annotation, cellular component: pyruvate dehydrogenase complex. The annotation marks the transcript as partial. The transcript has a single exon.